This is a messenger RNA of Kickxella alabastrina, 1026 nucleotides long. RefSeq lists its product as uncharacterized. The transcript has a single exon. Lineage: Eukaryota; Fungi; Kickxellomycota; Kickxellomycetes; Kickxellales; Kickxellaceae. The record is from RefSeq and is a predicted model, not a curated record. Gene Ontology annotation, molecular function: transmembrane transporter activity. Gene Ontology annotation, biological process: transmembrane transport. The annotation marks the transcript as partial.
AUUGCGCAGAUACUCGAGAAGCAGGAUUUCCUCAUGCACUUGGCGCGCGCAUGGCAUGCGUUCGGGUCGCCGGUGCACCGAAUGGAGGCGAACCUCCUGGAGGUCGCCCGGUACCUGGACAUUGAAGCAUGCUUUUUUACUAUCCCCGGACUGACGCUCAUUUCGUUCGGCGAUCCUGAUACGCAUUCUUCGGAGACGCAUAUUGUGCGAGCGUCCGACAGCUACGAUAUGCACAGGUUGGAGCUGGCUAACCAGAUAUCCAGGCAGCUGCGCAAGGGGAACUCCACCGUCCACGAGUCCAUUCGGGAUAUCGAGGCCCUGCUCGCUGCCCCGCCCUUGUAUCCGUGGUAUCUUCGCGUGGCAGUGUGCUUUGUGCAGUCUUUUUGCGUCUCAGCGACGCUGUUCCAUGGAACAUGGAAGGAGGCAGCACUUUCGGGCGCAAUGGGACUGGUCGCGGGUGUUUUUGAGCAGCUUAGCUCGGAAUAUUUGACCGUCGGGUAUUUGCUCAAUGUCCUGCCGCCGCUGAUCGUCGCUCUGGUCACUGCCGUUCUGUCCGACCACAUCUGCUUUGCUGCCGUGCCGAUGGCGGCGACAAUCAACCUGUUGCCGGGACUCGGGCUGGCUUUGGCCAUGAUGGAGCUAUCAUCGAGCAAUAUUAUUUGCGGAGCGGUCCGGCUGAUUGCUGCCACGAUGACCUCGUUUAUGAUUGGGUGGGGCACCGUCGUUGGCUACAAUUUGGGUAUGGCGGCCUUGGGUCGGGAGGGUCAGGAAAUGGGGUUCGCGAGCUACUCCUCGUGCGAAGCCAUGUCUAUGUGGUGGUGGUUCCUGUUUGUUCCCCUGAGCACCAUCGGGUUCAGCAUCUGGUUCAAGGUACAUUGGAAACAAUGGCCAGCGAUGAUAUUCGCUGCGUCCGCCGGCUUGGUCAUCCAGACCUAUUGCGAUAAAGUCAAGGUCAUGCAGCCGAUUUCCGCUGGCUUGGCCUCUUUUGCAGUUGGCGUGUUUGGGAACGUAUACGGGAGGGUGUUC